AUGCCAUCAUUACCAAAACCUGGCCCAUAUCUGCCAUGUAAACAGUACCAGAUUGAGACCAAGUCUGGCCCAAACCUGCCUGCUAUGCGGGUGUUGGAAAAUGACAUGAAUGAAUUUGUAAAGAAUGAACUGAUGAGAAUAAAGAACAUCCUGAGUCCAGAAGGCCCAGAUAGGCUUAAAGAAGUCAAUGAAGAAACAGCUGGUGAAGAGCAAACAAAAAGCAACCGAGAAGCAUUUGUAAAGCUUGCUCUAAACUUCCUGAGAAGAAGAAAGCAUGAUGAGCUGGCUGAAUAUCUGCAAAACAAAACACACGCCAUGAUUUCUCAACAAAAACUGAAGACUAAUCUAACAAGAAAGUUUCAGUGCUUGUUGGAGGGUAAUUCCUGGGAAGGCAGCCCAAAAUGUGUGAAUCAGAUCUACACUGAGCUCUACAUCACAAAGCAUAAGAGACAAGAAGUCAAUAAUCAACCUGAGGUCCAACAGACAGAAGCAGCAUCUUGGAAACCAGCAGAUUUAGAAACCAUCAAAUUUGAGAAUAUUUUUAUCCCUGAAAGAGAUGAGCCAGUCAGAACCCUGGUGACCAAAGGAGUUUCUGGCAUUGGGAAAACAGUCUAUACACAGAAGUACAUUUUGGACUGGGCUGAAGACAAAGCCAACCACAACAUACACUUUAUCUUCCCAUUCACUUUCAGAGAGCUUAAUUUACUGAAAGAUAAAACUUACAGCUUAGUGGGACUCAUUCAUUACUUUUUCACUGAAAUUAAAGAAGCAGGAAUUUGCCACUUUGACGAGUUCCAGGUUUUGUUCAUCUUUGAUGGUUUGGAUGAAUGUCUGCCUCCCCUGGACUUCCACAACACUCAGAUCCUGACCAAUAUUAAUGAACCUACCUCAGUGCAUGUGCUCAUCACAAACCUCAUCAGGGGGAAGCUACUUCCCUCUGCUGUUCUUUGGAUAACCACACGACCGGCAGCAGCCAAUCAGAUUCCUCCUGAGUAUGUUGACAUGGUGACAGAAGUCAGAGGAUUCACUGAUGCACAGAAGGAAGAUUACUUCAAGAAGAAAUUUAAUGAUGAGAAGCAGGCCAGCAAGAUCAUACGCCACAUUGGGACAUCACGAAGCCUUCACAUCAUGUGCCACAUCCCAAUCUUCUGCUGGAUUACUGCUACAGUUCUGGACCAUGUCCUAAAGAAGAUGGAGAAAGAAGAGCUACCCAAAUCCCUGACUGAGAUGUACAUCCAUUUCCUAGUUGUUCAGGCCCAACUGGACAAUGCAAAAUAUCACUCAAGAUCUGAGACACAUACCUUAUGGAAUGCAGAUACAAAGAAGAUCAUUCUUGCUCUGGGAAAACUGGCUUUCAAACAGCUGGAGAUGGGAAACCAAAUGUUUUAUGAAGAUGAUCUAAAACAAUAUGACAUAGACCUAACCACUGCCUCAAUUUACUCAGGAAUGCUCACUGAGGACUUGAAGAGAGAGAGUGGACUGAACCAUGAGAGGAUGUUUCGUUUUGUUCAUCUGAGCAUUCAAGAGUUUCUAGCUGCUCUUUACGUUUUUCUUAAGUUCAUGAAUUCUGGUGUCAAUCUACUAAGAAAAAAGCGUAAGUCAACUCUGCAGGAUCCUAAAUAUGAACGGCUGUACCAGAAUGCAGUGGACAAGGCUUUGGAGAGUCCAAAUGGCUACCUGGACAUGUUUGUCCGCUUUCUGUUGGGACUUUCACAGAAAGAUAAUCAAACACAUUUACGUGGUCUGAUAAAAAAGAGAGGAAAGCAGUCACAGGUCAAAAAACUGCUUGUACAGUACAUCAAAAAGAAGAUCAGUGAUUGUCCAACUGAGAAAAGCAUUCGGAUGUUUUACUGGCUGAACGAACUCAAUGACCAUUCUCUAGAGGCAGAGAUCCAACAAUACCUGAAGGGAAAUGACUUUGUAAAGGAGCUCACUCCUUCUCAGUGGUCAGCACUUGCCUUCAUCUUGUUGUCUUCACAGAAAGAUUUAAAGAUAUUUGACCUGAAGAAAUUCUCUGCUUCAAAGGAGGCACUUGUGUGGCUGCUGCCAGUGAUCAAAGAAUCAAACAAAUCUCUCUUGAGUGACUGUAACCUCUCAUGGAGAAGCUGCAUAUCUCUGGUGCCAGCUUUAACUUCCGAGAACACUUUUCUCAGAGAUCUGGACCUGAGCAACAAUAACCUGCGAGAUGAAGGAGUAACGGUGCUCUCACAGGGACUCAGAAAUCCAAACUGUAGACUGGAAGUUCUCAGCUUGUCAGGUUGUCAGGUUAAGGAGGACGGCUGUGCUUCCCUGGCUACAGCUUUGAGCUUCAACCCAUCGCAUCUGAGAGAACUUGACCUGAGCUUCAAUCAUCCAGGAGAAUCGGGACUGAAGGUCCUUUAUGAUGGCGUGCAGGACCCAAACUGGAAACUACAAACUCUUAAAGCUGAUCAUUGUGGAAAGAGGCGACUGAAUCCAUCACCACAAAGGUUUUUCCGUGAACUUACUUUGGAUGUAAACACAGCAGACAGAAACCUCUCUCUGUCAGAGCUCAACAAACGUGUGGUGGUGGUGAAAGAGAAGCAGCCAUAUCCUGAUCAUCCACAGAGGUUUGACAUCUGGAAGCAGAUUCUGUGCAGCGAGAGUUUCACUGGUCGCUGCUACUGGGAGGUUCGAUGGAAAGGAAGUGUUAGAAUAGGAGUGGCAUACAAAAGAAUCAAAAGGAAAGGAGACAGUGAGGAGUGCUGCAUUGGGUGGAACGAUCACUCCUGGAGUCUUUUCUGCACAUCCCAUUCUGUCUCUGUGUGGCACAAUAACACACUGUCAAGAAGAAUCCCAGUGUCAGCCCUUGACUCUGACAGGAUAGGGGUCUAUCUGGACUGGUCUGCAGGCACCGUGUCCUUCUACAGUUUCCCUGGGGUAGUUUCUUCUAUAAAAAAGGAUCUUCUACACACCUUUCAGACCACUUUCACUGAACCUCUCUACCCUGCGUUUGGCUUUGGACAAACGUUUGAGUUUGACAAAGACUCUACAUUGUUAUCUUCCUCAGUUGUUCUGUUAGACGUUGAGUAA
This is a messenger RNA of Nematolebias whitei (Rio pearlfish), 3051 nucleotides long. RefSeq names its product protein NLRC3-like. The transcript has 7 exons. Lineage: Eukaryota; Metazoa; Chordata; Actinopteri; Cyprinodontiformes; Rivulidae. Bases 1 to 3051 code for a protein of 1016 amino acids. Gene Ontology annotation, molecular function: protein binding. The record is from RefSeq and is a predicted model, not a curated record.